Delphinapterus leucas (beluga whale) is the source of this 10845-nucleotide messenger RNA. NCBI's taxonomy places the organism in Eukaryota, Metazoa, Chordata, Mammalia, Artiodactyla, Monodontidae. The record is from RefSeq and is a predicted model, not a curated record.
UGCACAAAGGUUUUAAAUUUUGAUGAAGUCCAAUUUAUCUACUUUUUCUUUGGUGUCAUAUUUAAGAAACCAUCAUGCCUCCACAGUCAUUAAGCUUUUUCCUUUUGUCUUCUUCUGAGAGUUUUAUAGCUUUAGUUCUUAAACUGAUGUCUUUGAUCCAUUUUGAGCUAUUUUUUGUGUGUGGUAUGGAGUGAGGUGGAUGUCUCUGAUCCACCUUCCUUCUUUUGCAUGUGGAUAGCCGUUUGUCCAAGAACCAUUCGUUGAAGAGACUGUUCUUUCAGUGAGUGGUCUUGGCCCCCUUGUUGAAAAAUCAGUUCGCGAUGGAAGUAUGGGUUUGUUUCUGGACUCUCAGUUCUAUUCAAUUGGUCUGUAUGUCUAUCCAUGUGCUAGUACCUCGUACUAAAUUUCAAGUGUACUUUAUACUAAGACACUUUAAAAUAAAUACAUAGCCAGUAAAAUUGUGAGUUCUUGUGCUGCCUAAAAUCACCUCACGGACUGCUGGUGGUACGCUUGUCACACUUAGAAGACACUAUCUCUGCACAUUUUUAGGAAAUAUGUAGUUGCUAAUCAUUGUGUAGCAAACCAAGGCCCCGAUGCUCAUUGUUGCAUUUAUUGAAAAUGCUUGGCAGAAAGCCUUUAGCGGGUGGGGUAAGAAGACGUGGAGUGAGGUACAUAGGUAUCGGGCAGAAUGGUGAAAUACAGAGAUAGCUGCCUUUAUUGUAUUAAUUUUCUGAAAAUUAUUAUUUAGGGCAAUGUCCAGUCUUUCUAUCCCAUGACUAAGACAAAGGUCUUAGUUUUAAGGAGAUUAUGCCUAAGUAAAUGUUAAGGUUAUUUAUUGUAGAAGGUAAAGCAUGGUAUAUGUCAGCCCUUUAUGCCUUUAUCGCUCUGGGAUGUCCCUGGGGUGCCACGGAGCUUGGAGGGUAACAGACAUUGCAGGGAUUGCAGUAAUGCUGGCUGGCCGGUAUGGAACCCCGGUUUACCCUCUGGGGCAGGGGUAGCAGGCUUCUUCUGUAGCGCCAGAUGGUAAAUGUUUUAGACUUUGUGGGUGUUAAGGUCUCUGCUGUAACUUUGAAUUGCUGUCGCAGCCCCCAAACUGCCACAGUAAUACGUAAACCAGUGAGCGUGGCUGAGUUCCAUGAAACUCUGCUUACCAGAAAGGCUAGACCCUAGUUGGUUGACCCCAAUCUGGAAGAAAAAACAGGAAUGAAAAGGAAAGUUGCAUAUUAUAGCACUUUACUUUGGCGUAAACCUUCUAUUGAUAUAUAACAUACAGAGAAGAAUAGAAAUUAUGUUCAGUUCAGUGAAUUUUCAGAGCAAGAACUUUCUCAUAUAAUCAGCACCCAGAUUAUAUGGGUUGUAUUAAUAAUUCAUAUAAUUAUUUAUAUAAUUUCUUAGGUUAAGAAAUGGGGCGUUACCAGCACCCUAGAAACCCCCAUCAUGCUCCGUCCAGUCAGUACCCUCGUAAGACUAACCCCUGUCCUGAUAUCUCACAGCCUAGAUUUUAGUUUUGCCCAUUUCACUUCAGAGUUUUACCUAAAAAGCUCAGCUGUGCUAAAACCUGAAUGCUGACAAAUGUGGGAGGAGCAGUAGAAAAUGGGAGAAAAGAAAGUAGAAAGGAAUUUUUAAAAAAGUAGAAAUGAGGGGAAAGAAUGGUGGCGAUUAGGCAAGGUGGUACCGAUUUGAAGUAGGGGGGUGACUGUCAGACUUCCCAGACGUCUGCUUGGUGACUUCAGAGAGCACUGUGGUGUCAGAGGGUGACAGAGUGAGAGCAGGUGGUUGAUGGUUAAAGAGCUGGGUUCUUGGAGGAAUGUAGGGAAUGAUGGAAAGAGGGAAGUGAGGCUAGUGCCUGUUGAGGGCAGAGGAUGGGGAGAGCAACUCUAUUUUGGAAAGAUUUUUAUUCAAAACAAAAUAAAAACAGGUUAAAAGUUUGGGGUUUAGUUACUUUAGAAAUUGAAAAUGCCUCGUCAGUAUUUAUGGGUAGCUGAGAUCUUAAAUGCACAGUGCUUAAGAGUUUCAGUCGAGAGAUGCGAAUUUGAGUUAAAUCCCUGAAUGCUAUAAAUGCAGUAGGUUUUGCUGGAACUUGGUGUCACAUCGUAGGUAUUUUGCGUGGAAGAGAUCCACCUAGGUUCUUCCAAUUCGGGAUGUGGAUGACCUUCGCCAUGCAGAUAAGCUGGCCGGUCUGAUGUGCUGGGCCUGUUCUGGGAAGAGCAGUUUGAAAGCCAGCUCAUCUUGUCCCCGCCGUUACAUGCCAGGCCUGCCUGUGGGUAGUUACCAUGGGAGAGCGUGGUCUGGAGUGAUGGGUAGGGUAUUGAGUAGCAAGGACGAGCAUUAAAGAGGUGGCCGUGCUCCGAGACGGUUGAUGGGCUUUUGUCCCCAUGGCACCAGGAAGCGUCGUCUUGUUUAAUCUGCACAACCCCGUGAUAGGCUAUAUCAUUUUGGGGUGGUAGAGACACAACCAUUAUUAUGUACUGUUUAGAAUCUCUGUGUAAAGAGUUAAACUGAUUUUGAAACUGGUCUUCAAGUUUUUCUCAGGGAAGCAAAGGUGCUCAAUUUCUGAUCUUCGUAACCCGGUUUUUGUUUAAUUUUGAUAGUGAAGUGGAGUUCUUGGUGGCGGGAAGGGUGAGCAGUUGAGGAGAGCGGUGGGCCUGUCUGUGUGUGAGGCGACGUGUGUGUGAGGGGACGUGUGUAUGGGGACAGUCUGGGUCCUGCCUGGGGUCCUGCCUCCGGAGGCUUCCUUGCACCAGUGAGAUCUCAUGAUGGCUCCUCCCCGGUCCUCUCAGAGGGCAGAAGCACAUAGAUGGAGUUUUAACAUUGAAUGCGGAGAGCACUAAUUAUGCCUGUCAAGUGCCGAGCUUCCAUAAAUGUGAAAUCUGUCUGCUAUCUUUUCCAAAAGAGUCCCAGUUUCAACGCCACAUGAGGGAUCACGAGCGAAAUGACAAGCCACAUCGAUGUGACCAGUGCCCCCAAACCUUUAAUGUUGAGUUCAACUUGACACUUCACAAAUGUACCCACAAUGGGGAGGAUCCUACCUGUCCCGUGUGUAACAAGAAAUUCUCCAGAGUGGCUAGUCUCAAAGCACAUGUUAUGCUGCAUGAAAAGGAGGAGAACCUCAUCUGCUCUGAGUGUGGGGAUGAGUUCACCCUGCAGAGCCAGCUGGCCAUCCACAUGGAGGAGCACCGCCAGGAGCUGGCUGCGAGCCGGACUCACGCCUGCAAGGCCUGCAGGAAGGAGUUCGAGACGUCGUCACAGCUGAGGGAGCACAUGAAGACGCAUUAUAAAAUUAGGGUGUCAAGUACAAGGUCUUAUAAUCGGAACAUUGACAGGAGUGGAUUCACGUAUUCAUGCCCACACUGUGGAAAGACGUUCCAAAAGCCAAGCCAGUUAACUCGGCAUAUUAGGAUACACACAGGUGAAAGACCAUUUAAAUGUAGCGAAUGUGGAAAAGCUUUUAACCAGAAGGGGGCGCUGCAAACUCACAUGAUUAAGCAUACAGGUGAAAAACCCCACGCCUGUGCCUUUUGUCCUGCCGCUUUUUCUCAGAAAGGGAAUCUCCAGUCACACGUGCAGAGAGUUCACUCAGAGGUCAAGAAUGGCCCUACCUAUAAUUGUACAGAAUGUAGUUGUGUAUUUAAAAGUUUAGGUAGCCUGAACACUCAUAUCAGCAAGAUGCAUAUGGGUGGGCCACAGAAUUCAACAAGUGCUGGAGAGACGGCUCACGUUUUAACGGCCACGCUGUUUCAGACCUUACCUCUUCAGCAGGCGGAAGCCCAGGUCACGUCUGCUCCGAGGCAGCAGAGUUCCCAGGCGGUGGCUGAUGUCAUCCAGCAGCUGCUGGAGCUGUCGGAGCCGGGGCCUGCGGGGUGCAGCCAGCCGCCUCCGGCCGGCCAGCAGCUGAGCAUCACGGUGGGGGUCAGCCAGGACAUCCUGCAGCAAGCCUUAGAAAACAGUGGGCUGUCUUCAAUUCCAGUUGCAGCGCAUCCCAGCGACCCCAGCCACGCCAAGACCGCGGCCGCUCAGGGCCAGACUCCAGACGCUCCCAACGUUUCAAGGGAGCCAGCUGACCCUACGGCCGCAGAGCGGGAAGAAGAACAGGAGAGCCCAGAGAAGUUGGAUAAAAAAGAAAAAAAGAUUAUAAAGAAGAAAUCUCCGUUUCUACCUGGGUCGAUCCGCGAGGAGAAUGGUGUGCGAUGGCACGUGUGUCCCUACUGCACCAAGGAGUUCCGCAAGCCCAGCGACCUGGUGCGCCACAUCCGCAUCCACACCCACGAGAAGCCCUUCAAGUGCCCGCAGUGCUUCCGGGCUUUCGCCGUGAAGAGCACGCUGACAGCCCACGUCAAAACGCACUCGGGCGUCAAGGCGUUCAAGUGCCAGUGCUGCAUGAAGAGCUUCUCCACCUCGGGGAGCCUCAAGGUGCACGUUCGCCUGCACACAGGAGUCAGACCUUUUGCUUGUCCUCACUGUGACAAGAAAUUUCGAACCUCAGGCCACAGGAAGACUCACAUUGCUUCUCACUUUAAACACACGGAGUUAAGAAAGAUGAGGCACCAGCGUAAACCUGCAAAAGUUCGUGUUGGCAAGGCGAACGUUCCGGUCCCCGAUAUUCCUUUGCAGGAGCCGAUCCUCAUAACAGACGUGGGUCUUAUCCAGCCCAUUCCAAGAAACCAGCUUUUUCAAAGUUAUUUUAAUAAUAAUUUUGUAAAUGAAGCAGAUAGACCGUACAAGUGUUUUUACUGUCAUCGUGCCUAUAAAAAAUCUUGCCAUCUUAAACAACACAUCAGAUCACAUACAGGUGAAAAGCCUUUUAAAUGUUCUCAGUGUGGAAGAGGCUUUGUUUCUGCAGGAGUGCUCAAAGCACACGUCCGAACGCACACUGGACUUAAAUCUUUCAAGUGUCUGAUAUGUAAUGGAGCUUUCACUACUGGUGGUAGCUUACGGCGACAUAUGGGCAUCCAUAACGACCUUCGUCCCUAUAUGUGUCCCUAUUGCCAGAAAACAUUUAAGACCUCACUAAAUUGCAAAAAGCACAUGAAAACCCAUAGAUUUGAGCUUGCCCAGCAGCUCCGGCAGCACCAGCAGGCCUGCCCGAUAGAUGACGGCGCCGUGGACCAGCAGGGCAUGCACGUGCCCACCCAGGGGCAGGUGGAGAUUGAGAACGCCGCGCUGCAGCCGACCGCCGAGGCCGUGGCCGACAACCCCGGGGCCGUGCUGGACCUGGGGCCGCCCGCCGGCGUGGAGGCGGGGCUCGGCCAGCAGAUGGCGGGUCAGCCUUUGGAAGCAGAUGAAGACAGGCUUGUGGUCCCGCAGCACACUCUGGAAGGGCACGUGGGCCAGUACGAGGAGCAGGCUCCCCCGCCGCAGCCCUUCGAGCCAGCGGGUCUGUCACAGGGUUUUACAGUGACUGAUACAUACAAUCAACAGACUCAGUUUCCACCGGUCCAACAGUUACAAGAUUCUAGCACACUGGAGUCUCAAGCCCUGUCCACGAGCUUCCAUCAGCAGAACUUACUUCCGGUUCCUAGCUCUGAUACGAUUAAUGUAACAAGUCGUUUGAUUCAGGAGUCAUCCCAGCAGGAGCUGGAGCUGCAGGCGCCACGUCCCCCGUUCCUGGACGACAGCGAGGAGCAGAGCCGGCGCUCCUACAGAUGUGACUAUUGCAACAAAGGCUUUAAGAAAUCCAGCCACUUGAAGCAGCACGUGCGGUCACACACCGGGGAGAAGCCCUACAAGUGCAAGCUCUGUGGACGUGGCUUCGUUUCCUCUGGGGUCCUCAAGUCCCACGAGAAGACACACACAGGAGAAAAGGCGUUCAGCUGCAGCGUCUGCAACGCUUCCUUCACAACCAACGGCAGCCUCACCAGGCACACGGCCACGCACAUGAGCAUGAAGCCCUACAAGUGUCCGUUUUGCGAGCAGGGCUUCCGAACCACAGUCCAUUGUAAAAAGCACAUGAAGAGGCACCAGACAGUCCCCUCGGCUGGGUCAGCACCGGGAGAGGCAGAAGGAGGAGAGAUGGGUCUGGAGGAAGAGGAAGACAGUUCUGAAAGAAAUGUGUCUAGAAAGGCUCGUCCCGAGGUCAUCACCUUCACAGAGGAGGAGACGGCGCAGUUGGCCAAGAUUCGGCCGCAGGAAAGUGCCACUGUCUCAGAGCAGGUGCUGGUGCAGUCGGCCGCCGAGAAGGACCGCAUCAGCGAGAUGAAGGACAGGCAGGCAGAGCUGGAGGCCGAGCCCAAGCACGCCAACUGCUGCUCCUACUGCCCCAAGAGCUUCAAGAAGCCCAGCGACCUGGUCAGGCAUGUUCGAAUCCACACUGGAGAAAAGCCAUAUAAAUGCGAUGAAUGUGGGAAGAGUUUCACUGUUAAAUCUACCCUGGACUGCCAUGUGAAGACUCACACAGGUCAGAAGCUCUUCAGCUGCCACGUCUGCAGCAACGCCUUCUCCACCAAGGGGAGCCUGAAGGUCCACAUGCGUUUGCACACAGGAGCAAAGCCGUUCAAGUGUCCCCACUGUGAGCUGCGUUUCCGCACGUCCGGGCGGAGGAAGACUCACAUGCAGUUUCACUACAAACCGGACCCUAAGAAAGCCAGGAAGCCUGGGCCCCGGGGGCCGCCGGAAGGGCCGCAGCCCGUGAGCGCGCCCCCUCCGCCCUCCUCCGACCCCAGCGUGUUCAUCAUGAACAGCCCCGUGCUGGCGGGGCAGCUGGACCAGAGUCUGCUGCAGCAGGGCCUGCUGGGCCAGGCCGUCCUUCCCGCCUCCGUGUCCGCUGGUGGCGACUGGACAGUGUCUUUGACAGAUGGAAGCCUGGCCACCCUCGAGGGCAUACAGUUACAGUUGGCUGCUAACUUGGUUGCACCCAGUGUUCAAAUCUCUGGGAUCGACGCUUCCAGCAUUAAUAAUAUCACGCUACAGAUUGACCCAAGCGUCCUGCAGCAGACGUUACAGCAGGGUAACCUGCUUGCUCCACAGCCGACCGUGGAGCCCGGCCUGGCCCCGCAGCACAGCUCCCUUCAGACACCAGACAGUACAGUCCCGGCCAGCGUGGUCCUCCAGCCCAUCUCAGGCCUGUCCUUGCAGCCCACGGUGACGUCUGCCAACCUGACCAUAGGCCCGCUCUCGGAGCAGGAUUCCGUGCUGACCACCAGCAGCAGUGGGACGCAAGACCUCUCUCAGGUGAUGACAUCACAAGGCCUGGUGUCCACCUCCAGUGGCCCCCACGAGAUCACCCUGACCAUUAACAACUCGAGCCUGAGCCAGGUGCUGGCGCAGGCUGCCGGGCCCACCGCUGUGUCGUCCUCAGGGUCACCGCAGGAAAUCACCCUGACCAUCUCCGGUCAAGAUCUUAUUCAGCACAGUUCUAAUGGAAGUAGUGAACUGAACGGAAGCAUAAGAUUGUCAGCACCUGCAAUCAAUAAUCAAUCUACGGGCGCCACCUUGACCAUAAGCAAUGAUCAACUUCUCUCACAGAGUGCAACAUUAAACGCUUCAGAACUUAAUGCCACAGCUGGAAGCCUGCCUUUGACAACACCCAUGUCCCCAUCUGCCACAUCUGCCCAGAACCUGGUCAUGUCCUCAUCGGGAGUGGGGGCAGAGGCCAGUGUCACGCUGACCCUGGCUGACACUCAGGGUUUGCUCUCCGGGGGGCUGGACACGGUCACGCUCAACAUCGCUUCUCAGGGUCAGCAGUUCCCAGCCUUGCUCACGGACCCCGCUCUCUCGGGCCCUGGGGGUGCGGGCUCGCCCCAGGUCAUCCUGGUGAGCCCCACUCCACAGCCGUCGGCAGCCUGUGAAGAAAUCGCCUAUCAGGUGACGGACGUGUCUCCUAACCUGGCCCAGGGUGGGCAACCCGAGAAGGAGGGCCGGCUGCACCAGUGCCUGGAGUGUGGCCGCACCUUCGCCUCGGCCGCCCUGCUGCUGCACCACAGCAAGGAGAUGCACGGCCGGGAGCGCAUCCACGUCUGCCCCGUGUGCAGGAAGGCCUUCAAGCGCGCCACGCACCUCAAGGAGCACAUGCAGACGCAUCAAGCCGGUCCUUCCUUGAGCUCUCAGAAGCCGAGGGUGUUCCAAUGUGACACUUGUGAGAAGGCCUUUGCCAAACCAAGCCAGCUGGAGCGACACAGCCGCAUCCACACAGGGGAGCGGCCAUUCCACUGCACCCUCUGCGAGAAGGCCUUCAACCAGAAGAGCGCGCUGCAGGUGCACGUGAAGAAGCACACGGGGGAGCGGCCCUACCGGUGCAGCUACUGCGCCAUGGGCUUCACGCAGAAGAGCAACAUGAAGCUGCACAUGAAGCGGGCCCACAGCUACGCGGGAACCUUGCAGGAACCCGCCGUCCCCCAGGAGCACGGAGGGGAGGUGCUGAGCCGCGCGCUCCACCUGGACGAGGUGGAGCCGGAACCUGCGAGCGAGUGGCAGACCCUGGCCAACGUGUUCUGACGCAGCCCGGCCCCGAGAACGUUUCCAGAGUGAAGUGUGGAGAAGAACAAAGCACUUGGGAUUUCUGUUUUGAAGCCUCAAGUGUUAAAAAUGUUACCACAAUAGCUAUAAAAUUUUUAGCUAUAAAAUUAUCUAAAGAAUCAUUGGCUUUCAGAGACUUCAGGAAGAAAGCUGGGAAAGGUGGAAGCACGUUGCUGUUGUUCUGCAAAUCACUGAACUCAGGUACUACGUCAGCAGUCUCGCCUACUCCGUGGCCAGUGCGUCUAGUUAAAAAGAAAUUAACUGGAUCGGACUCUCAUUGUAGUGUGAUUUCUUUGUAUUAGCAAAGACAGAAGUUAACGUGGAAAAACCCAGCUAGGUUUUCCUUCAUGCUUUCUGUUAUAAGAAGCAUAGCUCAUGAAACAAACAUAAGAUAGGUGCAUGAAGUUCGGAAAAAACGUUACAACACGCAGGGAAGUUUUUUCCAUCUUUUUCUCUGUGAAUUUUGAAAUUAGUAGAAAUUGACUCUAAUUUUUAGUCUACCAUAAGUUAAUAUAACUAAUACCUUGAGAGAUGGCCGGACCAGUUCUCUCUCCAUUACAAAUAUCUAAUCAUUAGUGACAAGAAUGCAGUGUCUGGGGCGUACACCCAGGGAGUAGAGUAAGCCUGACACACACGUGAGGAUCCAGCCGUCCGCGCGGGAUGAUGCCACUCGCGCUGCCCGAGUUAAUACUCGGGUACAUGGGUCGGGCUACCGCAGGAAGCACAAGCCAUGCACUGCAGGUCCGAAAUCACAGAAUGGUCUCCUGGGAACAAAGGGACUGCAGCCCUGUCCGCCUCAGUAAUUAAGAAGUGUAUUUGUACUUUGAGGGUAAGAACCUGUAUGAGCCCCGUGGUUUUCUCUUCGUGCAUAAGCAGGUGUAUUUUUUAUUUCAGGGAAUUCUUUAGUAUCAUCAAUGGUGCCACGUUGAACAUGUCCCAAACCAAAUCCUACCCCGCGCUGCCCGCGCUGGGGCGGAGUGUGUGUCGUUCCCACAGCAUUCCAAAGAUGGAAACUUCUUUACUUCAUGUGAAUCUCUCCUUUGAAAUUAUUUAUAUGUUCUAUAUAUAAAUACAUAUGUACAUAUACAGAUAUAUGGGCCUCUGUGUGGCCGAACAGUAUAUUUUGUAAAUAAGCACUAGUCCCAGUUACAGAGAGAGCGACAGAGUUUUUACCUCCCGGCGAGCACUUCAGAGCAGUAUUGUAUUCAUUUUAUUAAUAAAUGGAUAUCCUUGUCAUUGUGACAUAAAGCUGGGGUUGGUUUUUUGUUUUUGUUUUUCCUGAAAAAUAAUCGCCUUUAUUUUCUCUCUCAUUGCCUCGCUGGUUUCAGAAGACAGCAGUUUUAUGAUAUAAAUAUUGUAUGGACUUUGUAUAUUAAGAGAGGAGCUCAUUUCAGAUUCCUGAAGAAAGAGACAUUUUACUGUUAUUUUUUGAAGGGGCGUCUUUUGAUUUUUUGUUGUUCACGCUUCUGGCAUAUGUAUAUAAGUAACAUUGACAGUGAUAUAAAACCUUUUGUUAUGUGAAAAUAUUUAAGUCAGAAAACUGUUAAAUAAUAUUACUUUUUUUUUUUCAAACUGGUUUAUGUAUUGUAUAUUUUUUUAAGGGAGGAAAAAAAAAAAGCCUUAUUUGACUUAUUCUUGUGAUGCUGGACUUGUAUAUCCUGAGGUUUUUCUUGGAUGUCAGUGUGUAUACCUGGCUGCAGUCUGUUAUUCAGAAUAAUUGUCAUUGCGCCAGAGUUUAAAGGUUCUGCUUUUAUUGCACUUUUCUUUUAUAAUUUUGUAUUAAACUAUUUUAGAAAUGUUGAUUAAUUUUGGUGAACAAAUAUCUCCGAAGUUGAAAUGAUUGAAAUCUUAAAAAUUUUGUUUUUGCUAGGUUAUUUAUUUUGGUUUCAGCAUUAAAUGUCAUCUCAGGUCAGUCUCUAAAAGGGGUUUGUUUAAUUCCUAAUUGUAUAGAAAGCAUAGUUCAGUGAAUUGUAUUGGUGCACUGCCCAAGUAAGGCCUUACCAGGUGAAUCUAAAGCCUACUUUUAUUUUGGUUAAUGAAAAAAAAAAAUCUAUCAAUAAUCUGUUUUGUGAGUUUUCUCAGUUUAUUAUCAGGCAAACACAAGACAUUAAUGUAUUCUUUUGAUUUACUUCCUAAUUAUAAAAGCUGCUUCUUUGCAAGAUAUUCCUUGAAAAAUAAGGUUUUGUAAAGACAUAAUAUCACUUGAACUUUUUGGUGGAGUGGAGUACAGGUUGAUCUUUAUACUUUACUGGUUGAUAAAAAGUCUUCUGACAAGAGAUUUCUAGUCUCCUGCAUAACCAGGGUUUUGAGGAUAGAUAAUUGUAUUUUUUAAAAUAUCUCAUCAUAGCGUAUCUGCUUUGGAAAUAACAAUAAAUAAAAAAUGAAGUUAGGAAA